Candida albicans SC5314 is the source of this 924-nucleotide messenger RNA. RefSeq lists its product as uncharacterized. The record is from RefSeq and is a predicted model, not a curated record. Gene Ontology annotation, molecular function: pseudouridylate synthase activity. Bases 1 to 924 code for a protein of 307 amino acids. Lineage: Eukaryota; Fungi; Ascomycota; Pichiomycetes; Serinales; Debaryomycetaceae. The transcript has a single exon.
AUGAAACGAUCACUUUUACGUAUAUCACAAGAAGUUAGACAAGCACUAUUUGAGAAACGGCCAGUAGUUUCCUUAGAGUCUACAAUCAUUUCCCAUGGGUUGCCGUAUCCGCAGAACAUUGAAAUGGCCAAAAGUGUUGAGCAAGUGUUACGAGACAAUGGUGUUGUUCCUGCCACCUGUGCCUUUAUUGACGGUGUUCCACACGUUGGACUAGACAAUUUUGAACAAUUGCGCAAUGCCGUGAAGGUAUCGAGACGUGAUAUUGGGUAUGUUAUGGCCAACAAGUUGAAUGGUGGCACCACAAUUGCACUGACGAUGAUCUUGUCGCAUCUUGCAGGGAUUAAGGUCUUUGCGACGGGCGGACUUGGCGGUGUGCACCGUGAUGGGCAGUAUACGAUGGACGUUUCCGCAGAUUUGACCGAGUUGGGGAGAACACCCGUUAGUGUUGUGUGUGCUGGCCCGAAAUCGAUUUUGGAUAUUGGGUUGACUAUGGAGUAUUUGGAGACCCAAGGUGUUUUUGUUGGGACGUAUAACCCCGAAAAGGUGGACAAUUUGCAGGUGCCGGGGUUUUAUUGUCGUGAAUCGGGCGUGCCUUCGCCAUAUGGGUUUGAAUCGUUUGCAGAAGCAGCAAGGGUUAGUUAUUACCAGGGGAUGGUCGGCAGUGGAAGUGUGUUUUGUAUUCCGCCACCACAAGAGACUGCCAUGGAUAGUGAGUAUAUCAGGAGCGUGAUUGAGAAGGCCAACGAGAAGGCGAAGGAGGUGGGUGUCACAGGCAAGAAGUUGACCCCGUUCUUGUUAAAGGAGAUUGCCGUUGCCACGCAGGGCCAGUCUGUGGAAAGUAAUAUAGCGUUGGUGAAGAACAAUGCCAGGGCCGCGGCAGAAAUUGCCAAAGAAUUGAGUCAAUUGGUAUGUAAAGAAAAAUAA